UUUCGAAGAAACAAUUAUUUCGCAUCCUGGUUGGAAAGUAUUAAAGCGACAAACAUUCGUCUUUAAUGCAAUUGUGGCAAGACUUCAAAAGAAAUCAACAAUGGACCUUUUACUGAUGAUUCUGAUAAAUGCUUUUUUCCUUUCCGCUGUCAUGGCCAAUAUGGAUAUGAAAUUUGGGUAUGACGUUAUUGAAGGAAAUGCCAGAUAUUCGGAAAACAUAGAAACAAAUCUAGAAAAGAAUGUAGUAAAAAUUCACACCCCAGCACACAAUGAUGUUAUGGAAUCGUACCAAAUUCAAGAUUUCAGUCAGGGUCAGCAGAUGAAAUGUCUCCCUUCCUUGGAACAAUGUAGACUCCGGGACAUAGACAGGGCAACAGCAGGAGAUGCUGGUCAAGUUACAGAGGGAUUUAUUCACAGCUGGAACAAAGGAGAUAAUACCAUCAAUAGUGAGAACGAAGAAGUGGUGAAGGAAAUGUUUUAUGUAAAUUUGGAUGAAGUUAUUGAUGUCAAUUUUCUUGCAGGGGCUUUGAAAGAUUUUUAUCAGGAUUUUAAAUACCCUGUGUAUAUGGAGAAAAAGAUACCACAAGAUGCUGAAAUAUUAAAUAUAACAGGUUCUGCAGGUGGUCGUGUUAAAAGGCAAAUGAAUACGCUUAAUAAUGAAUGCAAGGGAAAGAAACCAAAGACAAUUUUUGGUAUUGAUUCAGGAAGAAGUUGCAAUCAUCUUAAAAUGUGUCAAACAAAGGAACUAAGAAAUGGGCAGUGGAUACUGACGGAUUGUGGCAAUACACACAUUACUUCACCAUUAGUCUAUAUUUGCGUGUGCUGUCCUUGGGUAACAACAAUCGAUAGAAACGGAAAUGAAUGUGCAUGUUCAAGAAUGCAGGACUGGUAGAAUAUAGUAAAGAUAAACACUCCAAAUAACUGAAUAAUUUUCUUAUCCGAAUAAAAUACCUUUGCAAAUUGAA
This is a messenger RNA of Mytilus californianus (California mussel), 965 nucleotides long. RefSeq lists its product as uncharacterized. The record is from RefSeq and is a predicted model, not a curated record. NCBI's taxonomy places the organism in Eukaryota, Metazoa, Mollusca, Bivalvia, Mytilida, Mytilidae. Bases 101 to 892 code for a protein of 263 amino acids. The transcript has 7 exons.